This is a messenger RNA of Drosophila ananassae, 1090 nucleotides long. Its product is annotated as glycerol-3-phosphate phosphatase. Gene Ontology annotation, molecular function: phosphatase activity. NCBI's taxonomy places the organism in Eukaryota, Metazoa, Arthropoda, Insecta, Diptera, Drosophilidae. Gene Ontology annotation, cellular component: cytoplasm. The coding region runs from base 87 to 1037 and encodes 316 amino acids. The record is from RefSeq and is a predicted model, not a curated record. The transcript has 2 exons.
UUAAGAACAUUUUUUGGGACUUUGAAAAUCCUGUCAUUGUUUUCCCCGAAAGAAAUCUCCGUUUCAGGACACUCUAAUAUGCAAAAAUGAAUCUAGCGCUGAAGCGGAGUGUCGUGAAGGGCAGCUGUCAGUUGUUGGCCCUAAACAAGUACAGUCUGUACCAGUAUCUGAAGAACAUAGACACCAUUUUGUACGACGCUGAUGGGGUUCUCUGGCAGAACGAUAAGCCCCUUAGAGGCGCAGUCGAGACCUUCAAUGCCCUGAGAGCCAUGGGCAAAAAGUCAUUCAUUUGCACCAACAACUCAUACGAAUCGGCUCUGGCGGUUUGGAAGAAAGCCAAGAACAUGGAUCUCCUGGUGGGCAAGGACGAAAUCCUUACAUCCGGUCAGGCCAUGGCUAGGUUCUUAAGCGAACAAAACUUCCACCGCAAGGUGUACGCGAUCGGAGGCCAGGGAAUUGUCGACGAACUGAAGCUGGUGGGGAUUAGCUGCCUCCCAUUAGACCCUCCAAACACUGACAGUGACUUUAUUAAUAAAAUAGUUUUGGAUCCCGAAGUGGGUGCCGUCGUGGUGGGCAUGGACAAGGACUUCGACGCUCACAAGAUCACCAAGGCCACGUGCUAUCUCCGGGAUCCGGAUGUCAUGUUUGUGGCCACCAAUCGGGACCUUGCCUAUCCAGCAGCUCCUGGCCGGAUGAUUCCCGGUGCCGGUGUGAUGGUGGCUGCCAUCCAGGCGGCCAGUCUGCGGGCUCCCUACACUUGCGGCAAACCCAAGCCGUAUUUCUGCUCUCAUAUAAUGCGGCAAGGACUCCUUCAGCCGGAACACACCUUGAUGGUGGGGGAUACAAUGGCGACGGACAUCCAGUUUGGGUACAAUUGCAGUUUUCAGACCCUUUUGGUAGGCACAGGAGUGAGCAGCUACAAAGACGCCCUAGCGGCUCAGGAAUCCAGUGAGCCCUUCAUGUAUCAACAAGUACCUGAUAAAUUUGUUUCCAAAUUAUCCGAUUUGCUACCUUUUCUAUUUUCCCGAAAUAGGUAAAAUAAUUUGUGUGUUUAAAGAAUAAUUAAUAAAUGUAGUUAAUGGCUAAACUC